Homo sapiens (human) is the source of this 2763-nucleotide messenger RNA. It is a transcript of the gene OR5V1, whose product is annotated as olfactory receptor family 5 subfamily V member 1. The record is from RefSeq and is marked validated. Gene Ontology annotation, biological process: G protein-coupled receptor signaling pathway. Bases 317 to 1282 code for a protein of 321 amino acids. The transcript has 2 exons. Gene Ontology annotation, molecular function: G protein-coupled receptor activity; olfactory receptor activity. Lineage: Eukaryota; Metazoa; Chordata; Mammalia; Primates; Hominidae. Gene Ontology annotation, cellular component: membrane; plasma membrane.
GGAUCUUCUUAAUCCAAAGGGCAUUUUCCUUACUCACUCCAGUCCCAUGCACUGGCCUUCAGGGACUGAGUAGAGUCUUGGCACUCACCUAGAAAACCCAUCACUCAGAAGUUUAUCAGCACAGACUCUGUAGGGAACAUUAUUUUGUGUUACUUCGUUGUAUUCUUAAAAACAGCCCCAUAUCAGUCUCUCAGAGUCUGAAUGGUAAUCUCUGCUCAAUAUCUCCAAUCACAGGUCAUGCUAUUGCAGCAUAUGAUUCAUUUUUAUAAUCUGGUCUUCUCUUUGCCCAAUUCCUGAAAGGAAACCAGGCGACAUCAUGGAAAGAAAGAAUCAAACAGCUAUAACUGAAUUCAUCAUCUUGGGAUUCUCCAACCUAAAUGAAUUGCAGUUUUUACUAUUCACCAUCUUCUUUCUGACUUAUUUCUGUACUUUGGGAGGAAAUAUAUUAAUUAUCUUGACGACUGUGACUGAUCCACACCUGCAUACACCUAUGUAUUAUUUUCUAGGGAACUUGGCCUUUAUUGACAUCUGCUACACCACCAGCAAUGUCCCCCAGAUGAUGGUGCACCUCCUCUCAAAGAAAAAAAGCAUUUCUUAUGUGGGGUGUGUGGUUCAACUUUUUGCAUUUGUUUUCUUUGUAGGAUCAGAGUGUCUCCUACUGGCAGCAAUGGCAUAUGAUCGUUACAUUGCAAUCUGCAAUCCUUUAAGGUAUUCAGUUAUUCUGAGCAAGGUUCUAUGCAAUCAAUUAGCAGCCUCAUGCUGGGCUGCUGGUUUCCUUAACUCAGUGGUGCAUACAGUGUUGACAUUCUGCCUGCCCUUCUGUGGCAACAAUCAGAUUAAUUACUUCUUCUGUGACAUCCCCCCUUUGCUGAUCUUGUCUUGUGGAAACACUUCUGUCAAUGAGUUGGCACUGCUAUCCACUGGGGUCUUCAUUGGUUGGACUCCUUUCCUUUGUAUCGUACUUUCCUACAUUUGCAUAAUCUCCACCAUCUUGAGGAUCCAGUCCUCAGAGGGAAGACGAAAAGCCUUCUCUACAUGUGCCUCCCACCUGGCCAUUGUCUUUCUCUUUUAUGGCAGCGCCAUCUUUACAUAUGUACGGCCCAUCUCAACUUACUCAUUAAAGAAAGAUAGGUUGGUUUCAGUGUUGUACAGUGUUGUUACCCCCAUGCUAAACCCUAUAAUUUACACAUUGAGGAAUAAGGACAUCAAAGAAGCUGUCAAAACUAUAGGGAGCAAGUGGCAGCCACCAAUUUCCUCUUUGGAUAGUAAACUCACUUAUUGAACCUCACAGGUUCAAUAAUCUUAUACUACAAAAUUAACUUUUUCACCAGUCAGCUGUUUUUAUUGAAAGUUUAAAAGAUAAUUGCAAUGUUGGGACAGAUAUUGAAGAGUUGAUACACUCCAGUCUAAGUGUACUUAUUCUUGAGCUUUAGUUAGUUCUAUGAGAGAUAUCAAUGUUGCUCUCUUUAGAUAUUAUCUUCUUAUUUAUUUUUCCAUUCCUGAAUUUUGCAUUCAAAGACUGUUUCCCUCUUUCAUGAGAUAUUUGUUUAAUGGACUUCAUCACUUGAAAAUUUCCCUGCUUUUUCAUAUUGCUUUCUGUAUAUUAAAUAAUGUGAAAUAUUUUUCUUCACAUUCCUCAUAUGUGUGUCAUAUUUUUCUGUUCUUACUACUUAAGCCAUGCUUUUGACCUUUCUUUCUUUAGUAGGCCCUUCUUAAUAAAACAUCAUCACCAAUAGAUUAAGAAAUGUAAACACAGUAAAGUGAUGUUUUACCUCCAGAUCUGUUGGUAGCUAAUUUUAAUUUUAUCACCUGCUGCAUGGGCCAAGGCCAAUUUAUCUUCACAUUGGAAUGAAGACAGUCAUAAUUUUCAAUCCCAUUUGACAUGCAUUCUUUAUUCUAUUCAAAAGGCAGAAUUUCCUGAGGGAUUUUUCUAAAACUAAGUCCCCAAAACAUAUUACUAUUUUAUAGAGUAUCUUAAAUUUGGGAAACUUUUUUCGCUAAAAAUUUAGAAAACAGAAUCAGAUAAAACAUACAGAAAAAACAAGGGUUUUUUGAUGGGGAAUAAAAAGUCUUAGUUAUAUAAUGACUAAAUUUAGAAAAAAAAGUAGAAAUUACUAAUGUUAAAAGUAAAAGUACUUAAUUACUAUUUUCUAUGUGUUAUUACCAUGUAAAGUACAGUUAUGAAGUCAAGACAAAUGGGAAGGAAGACUAAGUGGUGGAAGAGAGAAAUAAAUACAGACACUGGAGAGAAAAUUUAAAAGAUAAAGAGACUUAGAGAUACCAAGAAGGGAAAAUAAAUAACAUACAAUGUAAGAGCCUAAGAGAUUGAAAGAGAGAUAGAAAAAGGCUUAUAGAUCAGGUAGAUACAAGUUGUCUAGUGUCUUUCUUCACUAUUCUCUCAGGACCGUCUUCUUUUUCUUCCCAUACCUACUGAUGCCUCCCUUGAUUAAGUCUUGACUUCCCAGCCCCUCUUUUGUGUAAUGUUGUCAUAGUGUUCUAGUGGAGUGCCUUGUCUCCAUUCCUAUUCUGUUUAAUGUACCCUGCACAUCAUUUCUGAGUUAACUUUCUUAACAUGGUGUUAUGUACAGUCUCCUAUACUGUUUUUGUUUUAAUAAACUCUACUGGCUUACUGGCACACUCUUCAUUUAACUAAAUAUAUUUGUAACCACUGUCUAUAAAAUCUAAGUACUACCUACUUUGUAACUCAUCUCCUGCAGGAACCCUAAAUAAUUCUUCUCCAGGUAUGGCUUGAUCUUUCCUGAC